Molecule: messenger RNA, 504 nt
Organism: Emiliania huxleyi CCMP1516
Lineage: Eukaryota; Haptophyta; Isochrysidales; Noelaerhabdaceae
Exons: 3
Biological process (GO): mitotic spindle assembly checkpoint signaling; endoplasmic reticulum to Golgi vesicle-mediated transport
Cellular component (GO): RZZ complex
Source: RefSeq, a predicted model, not a curated record
GCGGCGGGCGCAGCGGCGCAGCGGGCGACACACCAACUGGUGCGCGAGCUGGCGCUGCUGCGGCCGCAGUGGUGCGAGACGCUGCCGCGCGGCGUCGCGCUGUCGAGCGUCUCACGCCUCGCCGAGGCACUCUCAGCGGUCCUGCGGCCGCUGUACGAGAGCCUGGUCGCCCUCCGCCACAUCUCCGAGCGAGACAGCCGCGCGCUGCACAAGGUGCUCUCCUUCCUGCUGCCCGCCUGCGAGCAGCUCCUCUCCGCCGCGGCGCGAUCCCCCCUCGACGGGCGCUGCGAGCACCUCGUCCCGUCGCUGCGCCGCUGCCGCCAGCUCGGCCGGCUACUUGACGCGCGGCUGGCCGAGGUGGUGGCGUGGUGGGGCGAGGGCGAGCUCGACGCGAUCUCGGCGCGCGACCUGCUCGUGCUGCUGCGCGCGAUCUGGAACGAGGAGGCGCUCCUCGCCAACGCGCGCGAGAUGCACCGCGCCCUCGUGACCGAGGCGGCGCUGUAG